CUUAUUUAUUAGCGAAUCACGCACUCUAGAAUUGAAGUCCGAGUCUCGGCGUUACAUAAUAAACGGCACAUAUUGUGCACCAGGCAGCACCGAACCCGGCCAAAGCCGAAGUCCGGCGCCGAGUAAAAGGAAGAGAUGCUGCUGCGUGCUGAAGCUGCGUGCUGAACACCCCAUCACGUUUGAUCUCAUCUGUCGACUCUUUUCUCAUCUCAUCUGCAAUCGACAACAAGCCAUGUUCGGAAAACUCUCCUCUGCUAUCUCAUCAUUCACAAACGGCUCUCUCCCACCUGGCCACCAUGCCCCAGAGCGCGAAAAGGCCAACGCUGCCUUGGCCCAAAAACUUGCCGAGGCUGAUGUGCCAGUGUCGGAGUCUGACUGCGUCUCGUGCGGCUUGCCAUGUCCCGCUGCUGCCGGUAUCGAAAGUGGGGCGGGCACGGUAGUGGAAGCAUACAGUGGGAAACCCUACGAAGAAUAUGUCGAGGAAAAGUAUGGUGAGAUUGAGGGACUGCCUAAAGGGUUCGAGCAAGAUUGGGAGACUGAUUUGGCGGGGAGUGCAAAGGGUGGGAAGGGAAGAGUGGUGGUGAUUUCGACGGGAAAAAGCGAUUGGGAGAGGGAUCAUACAGACGAGAAAGGCUCUCUCGCCCAAUUUCUUAACAAAGUCGUCGAAUCCGCGCCUUCCAUUAAAGGCAACAACAACAAAGACUUCCUCCCAUACAUUUCCUCCUCUCUUUUCCCUCCCCCUUCCCGACCUUUAUCUAGCCCCAUCUCUGCCCCUCCUUCCCUCUACUCCUCCUCGCUUAUCUCCCAAUCCAACGAUCCGACCGAUCAAUCUGUCUUGGUCUUCCCCGACUGGAAAGUCGUGCACGAGGUGGAGACUUCAAAAGAAGGUGCAAAAUGUUUAUAUGAAAGCGUCCUGAGUGGCGAGCUGGGUAGGGCGGGGAAAGAAGGGAAAGGAGAAGAAGGGGUGGAGAGGAGAAGGAGCUGGGUGAUGCCUUAUCGUGCUAUCGUCUUGCUUUGCUCGCACAAACGCCGAGACAAACGAUGCCACAUCGCAGCUCCACUCCUCCGAUCUGCUCUACACACCUGUCUCACUGCACACGAUAUCACAAUAGACGAAACGGGUUCUUCCCUCGUCAAUCUCGAUGGUCCCCCUCUCGAAGAGGUCUCUGGUACAGAGGAGGACCGGGAGCGGGAGAUGGGAAGGCGGAUCAAAGGGAUUGAAGGGGUGAACGGUGGGGAGGGGGGAGAAGUUGGGAUUUUCAAUAUCAAUCAUUUAGGGGGACACAAGUAUGCUGGUGUGAUGCUCAUCCUUUUCCCAUCAGGAGCGUAUAUCUCGUAUGGGAGGGUGACGCCGCAGGAGAUACCGAGGGUGGUGGAAGAUACGAUUUUGAAGGGGAAGAUCGUUCCCGGGUUAUUGAGGAAUGCGGUGGGUGUGACGAGGACGGGGGAAAAGGCAGAUAAGGGGUUCUUGAGUUGGUAGUCGUUACAUAUAUAUAUAUAUAUAUAUAUAUACCUAAUUUAACCCUUACGACUAAAACGAUGAUGAUGAUGGGGUGAAUGCUGUAUAUAUAGGUGGUAAUGAUGAUAUAUUAGACUAGAUCACAUGGGUACAUUGGCGUAUGGUCACAGUUUUAAUCUGUA
Messenger RNA from Cryptococcus deneoformans JEC21, 1641 nucleotides. RefSeq lists its product as hypothetical. The record is from RefSeq and is a predicted model, not a curated record. The coding region runs from base 233 to 1480 and encodes 415 amino acids. The transcript is spliced from 3 exons. NCBI's taxonomy places the organism in Eukaryota, Fungi, Basidiomycota, Tremellomycetes, Tremellales, Cryptococcaceae.